Molecule: messenger RNA, 4477 nt
Organism: Harpia harpyja (harpy eagle)
Lineage: Eukaryota; Metazoa; Chordata; Aves; Accipitriformes; Accipitridae
Gene: EHF
Product: ETS homologous factor
Exons: 9
Coding region: 223-1119 (298 amino acids)
Biological process (GO): cell differentiation; regulation of transcription by RNA polymerase II
Cellular component (GO): nucleus
Molecular function (GO): DNA-binding transcription factor activity, RNA polymerase II-specific; sequence-specific DNA binding
Source: RefSeq, a predicted model, not a curated record
AAUCAAAUGAACAGGAAGUGACCUAAGGAAUUUCCCUAUUGGCUGCCUGAGUGUUCAGCAAAAUGUUUUAAAAUUAAUAUCACAUCCAUUUAUCUUCACUCCUGGGAGUCUUUAGGAGACAUAACCUAGUACCUGUGUUUACCCAACCUACUGUUCUGUAGACAGUUUUCUCAUUGCGUCAGUUAAGGAUUUCUACUCCAGAAUCUGCAGCUAAAUGAGAUCAUGAUUUUGGAAGGAGCUGGCAGAAUGAGUAUCAAUUCCAGCAGCAACCUACUCCACCAGCAGCCUUCCUGGACAGACGGAUAUUCCACAUGCAAUGUGUCCAGCAGCUUCUAUGGAACCCAGUGGCACGAAAUACACCCGCAGUACUGGACUAAGUUUCAAGUCUGGGAGUGGCUGCAGCAUCUCCUUGAUACCAACCAACUGGAUGCCAACUGCAUACCCUUCCAGGAGUUUGAUAUCAACGGGGAACAUCUGUGCAGUAUGAGCCUGCAGGAAUUCACUCAGGCAGCUGGGACAGCAGGGCAACUGCUUUACAGCAACCUUCAGCACCUAAAAUGGAAUGGCCAGUGUGGAAGUGACGUAUACCAAUCUCAUAAUGUCAUUGUGAAGACAGAACAAACAGAUCCAUCAUUAAUGGUGUCCUGGAAAGAAGACAAUUACCUGUAUGACAGUGGCUAUGGUAGCACAGUAGAGCUAUUGGACAGUAAAACAUUCUGUCGUGCUCAGAUUUCCAUGAUGACACCUAGUCACCAGCCUCCUGAUUCUUCAGAUGUGAAAAAAUCACAAGAUCAUACCCUAAAGUCCCACACCAAGAAGCACAACCCUCGAGGAACUCAUCUUUGGGAAUUUAUUAGAGAUAUUCUUCUCAAUCCUGAGAAAAACCCGGGAUUAAUCAAGUGGGAAGACCGGUCAGAAGGUGUCUUCAGAUUUUUAAAAUCCGAAGCUGUGGCUCAGCUCUGGGGAAAGAAGAAAAACAACAGCAGCAUGACUUAUGAGAAACUCAGCCGGGCUAUGAGAUACUAUUAUAAAAGAGAAAUCCUGGAGCGUGUGGAUGGUCGGAGAUUAGUAUAUAAAUUUGGAAAGAAUGCUCGUGGCUGGAGAGAAAAUGAGAAUUAAAUAUGUCAAGAAAUAACAUUUAAAACACCUGGAUGUAAAUAUUCAAAGACUAUUUUCCUAUAUUUAUGUACCAAACUGGGGUGAAAAACCAAUUCUACUUCUGUCGGGAAGAAGGAACAUUAUGUUAUUGGUGUUAAAAUUAUUUUAUUUGAAGUAUGUCCUGUAUGGGGAAAAAAUGUACACAGUUUUCUGUGAUAUAAGAUAACAUUAUAGAGUUAUGAUUAUUUGUCCCUUCUUGUGAAGUUUUUAUCUUUUUUUUAAAUCAUACAGGCAUAAUGUGAUUUAUGAGUCAUGCAAAGAAAGGGAAGGAGCGAAAUACUAGGGCAUUUAGGGAGUAUGAUAAUCCACUUUGGAAGGCAACUAUAAGUGGAGGAAACAGUAAAGCAUCUCUGAGCCAAGUAGUCUUCUUCCAUAGUCAGCUGGUUUAUAGCUUUCAUUGGCCAAUAUCACUUGUUCCUUCCCUCCUCUGAUUUCUGAGUGUUUUAACACUUUGCUGGCUUCCAGUUGCUUUUGUUGAGUCAGACCCUGGGUUCCUCUUCAGAUAGCUUAUCCCAGCCACAGAGAGCAGUGGCUCUGCAAGGUGGCUGUCAGCAUUUAUUUGGAGAACCCAUACUACCUCCACCACUGGUACCUUCUUUUGUAGGCAGAUGUUUAGGACCUGACCUUACCUGGUACUGAGUAUCCUCCCUAACCUCCAAAGGGCAUUCAGCUCAUCCCAGGAAAAGGGCUAUUUGUUUUUAACUAACAUCUUUGAGGUGAACCACAGGAAGAGAGUCAAUCUCAGGGACCAAAAGCUAUUGAAGGAAGAUGAUAGUUUUCUGACUGGGCAAACUUACUAAAAGGCACUGGUUUCCCAGUAGAAAUAUUAAUACUCCUCCCAUCCACUUAUAUUCCUAAUUAAAACAUUCAAAUCCAUGCCACAUGAAGCAGUGAGGAAGUGGUCAAGCAGAACAUAUAUUAAUCCCAUGGCACGAGGGAGCAGUCUCCCCAGUUCCUUCUAGUUGUAUGGUCCUCCUGGCAGGUCAAGUCUCACUUGGACAGGUACUUUCAAAAAAGUUUUGAGAAAUGCAAAGCUCCAUUGCAUGUAAAAUAUUAGCUCCCUUUGCUUUUCUCAAGUCUAACUCCAUAUUGUAUUUGUAUUUGUCAACUGUGCUUGGGAUUCUUAGUUGGAGACAAACCCACCAACAUAAAGACACUGAGAUUUUGGGGGACAUAUUCAGAUCUGGGUCGGUAUUUUGGGCUCAUCUCUAUGCAGAGGCUGAACGUUCAUUGACAGCUUUUUCUUUCUCCAAGUCACAAAUACUUCCUGCUGGCACCAAGCACAUGCAGAACACGGGGAAAUAAAAACUAGAGGAGGCAGCACUUCACCAGGUCACUGAGUACGUGCGAUGUGGGAGCUGAGAAACAGGAUUUUCUUGGUGAUGUUAACAGAGGUGAAACCAAGAUCAAUUCCAACUCACUUUUUCAGGGAUGGGGAAUUUAGAAAACAAUAAUAGGGGCUGAGAAGUCCAGGACAAAAAAAAAAAAAAAAGAAAAUUAAGAAUGUUAAAUCCAUUCAAUAUCCAUUUCCUCAGGCGUCCCCUGGAUUUGAAUCCAUAUUAUCUUGAAAUGCAGCAAGGUGCAGCUGGAGGUUGUAGGAUAUUCCAUUUUUUGUUUGUCUUAAAAGGAAAUAGAGUUGAAACCAAGAGACAACCGAAGUAUCAAUAUAAAGGGUAUCAAAAGUGCUUAGCAACAAUUUGUAGGCAAACAUGAGAGCCUAACUUGUUAUCUACACAUGUAGGGCAUGUCAAACAAAAACACCACCUCCUACACUGUGUAUGCCAGAGCUGUCACCAUCAAUUACCCAUACAUGACAAUUUUUACUUUUCAUAACCUGGGUGGAGAGAGGUUCAUCCUAUUUACAAAUCAAAUAAUAAGCCUCUGUACUUCAAAGUCAUUUUUGUCUCUCAGUCUCUCUCUUUUUUUUUUUUAACUGACUGUGCUAGCCUUGCUUGCUUUUGCGCAACUCAAUAAUUUCCUUUUUUUAGCUUAAUUAGCUACAUUCCACUUCCUUUACCAUCAUUUUGUAGUUCAUACAAAAAGAACCAGGCCACCAGACAAGGAGAGCACCUUCACUUUGCUCCAAAGACGGUUUCUUCCCCACCCCACAGUUAUUUGCAGCCCUUUGCUCCAUGCUCUUCACCCUCCCCCUUCCCCCUCUUCCCCCAAUCCACACCUUGGAUGAUAAUCUGAAAUCAGUGGUACCAUCACAAAUACGCAAUACUGUUGUACUUUAUCUCAGGUUAACCUACAUCUUACAGCAACUGAUUGGAAUACCUUAACAAAGCUGCUUUCUACCAGAUCUCUUACCAAACUUCUUGGGAGAUAAAACAAACUCGUGAUAUACACGUGUCACCACUUGGUUACCGAGCAGCAGCUAAACCUGCUUUUAAAGGUUUUGAAAGAUAAAGCUUUAUUUAGAAGCAUACUGUAUAAAUCUAGAGAGUGAUUUACACUGGGGUGCAGUAUAAAUGCCAGUCUUCCACUGUCAUGUCUUUCAGCACGUGGAAAUCGUGCAAGUUUCUAUUCCCACUCUGCAGAACUUUUCAGACUAGGUACUUGUCAUUCAGCAUUACAAUAGCACAAAGUUGGAAUAGAAGCCAGUCAACAUUUACUCUGUUUUACAAAUAUAUUCACCUUUGCCUAAGACAAACACAAAGGACUGUUUAAAACUACAGUUCUUGCCAAGGACAGAUGCAACCAACCAAAGGGAGUCUUUUUACCAGACCAAAGCAAAUGGAGGAAAUGAAGACAUGAAUGUUUAUAUAAAUUACUAUUUAAACAAAAAGCAUUUCUGAUUGCUCUUUUAUUUUAUAUUUCAGAGGCUGAGCAAUCAUAUUUUUAGAUGUAUCCUUUAAGUUAGCAGCUGCUGAACUGGUAGCACCAUGUGUAUAGAUUUUUAUUGUACCAUAAUUUUUCAUAUGUAUAAAGCUCUAGAUAGGAAAGUAUAUUAUAUUUAUAUAGUUACAUGCAAAUCACAAUGUCAAAGGUGUUGGCAUGAGCAUUCUCAAACUGUAUUUUCUGCACAAAAUUAGAGCAACAUACUCUAAAAACAUCCUGAGAAACUGUAUGUAGGCUGGUGAACUACAGAGACAUUAAAAUGUUUUGUUACAUUUUCAUCUUUCUGCAGCACAUUGCAUAAUUCUUGCUUGCUUCUCACAGCAUCAUCUUCAAUGUAUACAUGUGGGAAAAAAUCCACAUCAGAUGUUUCACUAUUGCCAUUGUAAAUGUCAGCUUGGAGACUAUGUAUCACAAAAUGGUUCUAAAGACUGCUUCUAUUUUUGUGGAUAUGAUAUAAAUUCAAAUAAAACACUCAUGA